AUGGAUAAUCAUAUCAAUAUUCCUAUGAUCAUCUCUUUCUUCUUCUUCUUGUUAUUAAUAAUAACCACUUUUUUCCCACAACUAUCCCACUCUCUACCACAACAACUACCUCAAACCUUAAACAGUUAUUCAAUUUGUAAGCAACAGUCUUACAACUGCGGAAAUAUCACCAACAUCUUUUAUCCAUUUUGGGGACAAGAUAGCUCUACUUACUGUGGUGCCGGAAGCCCGUUUUACCUAAACUGCCACGAAAACCUUACUACUACCAUUCUGUUAUUCUCACAAAAUUUCACAGUACUUGACAUCAACACUAAGAAACAUACAAUCAAACUCAAGAGAACAGACCUAUCUCAAAAUCUCUGUUCUCCUCAAUUUGAUGAUAUUGUUUUGUCUUCUUCACCUCUGUUUCACUAUCUCCCACACGUCAAAACCAUCAACAUAUACUUCAAUUGUCCUUCCAAUUUCUCUCAAUUUUUACAUAUAGAAUCUAUUUGUGGAUCUCAGAAUCAAGUAUUUGAUUCUGUUGCUUAUGAUGAGAGGCUGUUCAGGGAUUGCGAGAAUUAUAUUCAAGUGCCUGUAGGAGAAGAUUUUUCCAUGGAGAAAAAUCAUUUAAACCGUGAUGAACUUGUAAGUGGCUUGGAUAAGGGGUUUGAGGUGAAUUAUACUGUUAGUGAGGAAUGUUUACAGUGUUUGGGAAAUCAAGAAGGUGAUUGUAGAUUGAAAAACAUUGAUGAUUUUGAGUCCUCUUGCUAUUAUUGCCCAGAUGGAUCCCAUGCUUCUUCAACCCACUGUUCUUAUCAUCACAGUAGCUCACGGAAUUUGAAGAGGAAACUCAUUGUUGGUGUUGUUGGAGGUGUAGUAAUAGUAGCGUUGCUGAUGUGCAUCACAAUUUGUUAUAUUAGAGAAAUAAAAAAAAUGACAAAUUCAUUCAAAGUUAAACUUGGUCAAGGGGGUUUUGGUGUUGUGUACAAAGGAAAUUUAUUCAAUGGUUGUCCUGUGGCGGUGAAGAUAUUGAAUGCAUCAAAAAGAAAUGGUGAAGAAUUUAUUAAUGAGGUUGCAAGUAUUACUAGAACCUCACAUGUUAAUGUUGUUACUCUCCUUGGAUUUUGUUUUGAAGGGCGAAAAAAAGCGCUUGUAUAUGAAUUUAUGUCUAACGGUUCUCUUGAUAAGUUUAUUUACAAUAAGGGAUCUGAAACUAUUGAAUAUUUAAGUUGGGAUAAUUUGCAUCAUGUUGCGAAAGGAAUAGCUCGUGGGCUAGAGUAUUUGCAUAGAGGAUGCACCACUCGAAUUUUACAUUUUGACAUAAAACCACAUAACAUUCUUUUGGAUGAGAACUUAAUCCAAAGAUUUCCGAUUUUGGACUUGCAAAGCUUUGCCUUAGAAAAGAAAGCAUUAUUUCGAUGUCAGAUCAAAGAGGGACGAUGGGAUAUGUAG
This is a messenger RNA of Lathyrus oleraceus (garden pea), 1434 nucleotides long. Its product is annotated as LEAF RUST 10 DISEASE-RESISTANCE LOCUS RECEPTOR-LIKE PROTEIN KINASE-like 2.3. Gene Ontology annotation, biological process: protein phosphorylation. The coding region runs from base 1 to 1434 and encodes 477 amino acids. The transcript is spliced from 4 exons. Gene Ontology annotation, molecular function: protein kinase activity; ATP binding; polysaccharide binding. NCBI's taxonomy places the organism in Eukaryota, Viridiplantae, Streptophyta, Magnoliopsida, Fabales, Fabaceae. The record is from RefSeq and is a predicted model, not a curated record.